This is a messenger RNA of Anolis sagrei ordinatus, 1101 nucleotides long. Lineage: Eukaryota; Metazoa; Chordata; Lepidosauria; Squamata; Anolidae. The record is from RefSeq and is a predicted model, not a curated record.
ACUGGUCAACCCAGAAUCCGUUUAUCUUGGCAACAAGAUAGAAUUCCAGAACACAUAGCAACUGUUGACAGAGAGGAUUGUUCUUCAAUGCCACAGAGACUUUGCUAAGUCUAUUGGAACCCAACGUGGCUAAGAUCCAACAUGACCUCAAUUAUUCUCAGCCAAGAAGGUCCUCCUGACCCUACUACCACAUACUCUUACAGCAGUCGACCCAAAGUUGUGCCCAUCAGAAAACGGUACCGAGCAUCCACAUUAGCCAAAGAGAGCGAAGAAGGCUCUGUUCGCUAUGGGAACCUCAUGUAUGACCGCAGAGUGGUUCGAGGCAACACAUACUCAAUUCCUACAUUACCUUGGAGUCCUGAACCAGAUCCUGCUGAGAUUCAGAGGCGACGAGAAGCUCACAGGAAAAUGCUUGCUAGAAGGCGAAUAAAGGAAGAGAGUGAAGUACAUGCUCCAGUAAUUGAAGACGCUGGAAAUCGUGUCAAUGUGCAGACAGAAUUAUACCUGGAAGAAAUUGCAGACCGCAUCAUUGAAACGGACAUAGAGUGUCAAACAGAUGCUUUUCUGAUCAGAGCACCCAGCCCUCUUUUCAUCCCAUUGAAGACUGGGGCUGAUGUAGCCACACAAAUCGAAGAAGGAGAGCUCUUUGACUUUGACGUUGAAGUCAAACCAAUGCUUGAAGUUUUGGUUGGAAAAACCAUAGAGCAAGCUUUGAUAGAAGUCUCAGAAGAAGAGGACCUGGCCAAUCUUCAGGCACACCAGUAUGCCUUUCAGGAACUCCGCAAUGCAGAGAUCGCUGAAAUGCAGCGCCUUGAAGAGCAAGAGAAAAGACGCAAGGAAGAAAAGCUUCGUCGUAUGCGGCAGCAGUUGGAAGAGCAGAAAAAGCAGUCUGAGGUUGCGGAAAGAAUUGCUGCUCGGAUAUUUGCUCUGCAGUACUUGGCAAACCUCAUUCCUUCAGUCCUGACUAAUCUUCAGAAUAAGGGAUUCUUCUACGAUGACAUCCAAAGAGAGGUUGAGGAAGAUUUCCUUCCAUACCUGAUGAACAAUGUAGAACAAAGAAUGGACAGUCGGCUUCUAGGAAGAAUCAUGACAGACUUUUGA